CUGCCCAUUGCUCGCCAGGUCCUCAACGAUGAGAUGUGUGAGAUCUGUGAGGUGUGGACGGCUGAGAGCCUCUUCCCCUGCCACGUCUGCAGUCGGGUGUACCACGAUGGUUGCCUGUGCCGCAUGGGCUACCUGCAGAACAACAGUGCCACGGAGAUGAUGGAAAGGGUACACACCAAGACAGGCUGGAGCUGUUACUACUGUGACAACCUCAGUCUCCUGCUGACAGAGGAAGAAAUGUACAGCCUGAUGGAGACCCUGCGGCAGUGCAAGAUCAUUCCAGAGUCCUGCCUGACUCUGGACAACUUCCUGCACUAUAAGCAACUGGUGCACAAGCAGCAGUUCAAGCAGCCCAUGGCCAAGGCCCAGGAGGAGCAGGCAGCCCUGCAGUUCUCCGUCCUGGACACCGACAAGAAGGGGCACUUCAAGUGGCACGACUUCCUUGCCCACAAAUCCAUCCAGCUGCUGCAG
Molecule: messenger RNA, 471 nt
Organism: Phaethon lepturus (White-tailed tropicbird)
Lineage: Eukaryota; Metazoa; Chordata; Aves; Phaethontiformes; Phaethontidae
Gene: PHF24
Product: KIAA1045 ortholog
Exons: 3
Source: RefSeq, a predicted model, not a curated record